AUGGUCGAGCGGCCGGCGGACAGGCGGUGGCCAGCGGCGACGAGGCGCGAGCUUCGUUACAGCAAGAAGAAGAAAAAAAUUAUCGCGUCCGGAAUCCGGCCGCGAUAUCGCCGGAUUCCGGACGCGAUCACGACCGGAAUCCGGUGGGAUCGCGGCCGGAUUCCGGCGCGUCAGGAGAAAAUUACGGCGACCUUCUAUAUAACGAAGCACAUAUACAACGGAAGGACUCGGUACGUGAAGUCGCAAGCUGCUCUAACGAUCGAGAUGGCAGAGGAAGUGAGCUACGUCGACGUGGCAACCUCCAUUUCGGUGGAAAACGUCCAAGCUCUCGCUGCCGUCGUCAGCGACGUCCCUCCCCGCUACCUCCGUCCGGAUGUCGCCGCCGACCCCGUUGCUCCGCCCAAUUACCAAACCUCCCUCCCGGUAGUCGACCUCCGCAAGCUCCUCGACGCCAGCUCCCACCGCGAAGAGGCCGCCAAACUCCACGACGCCUUGUCGCAGUGGGGCUUCUUCCAGCUGAUCAAUCAUCAAGUGCCCGACGAGCUGAUCGAGCAACUGAAGUCGGACAUGGCGGAGUACUUCAACCUCCCUCUAGAAGAGAAGAAGACGUUCGCGCAGCUACCCGACGGCUUACAAGGAUACGGCCAGGCGUUCGUCGUGUCCGAGGAUCAGAAGCUGGACUGGGCCGACAUGCACUUCGUCAUCACUCGACCCAUCCACCGGCGAAAUAUGAGAUUUUGGCCCACUCAUCCUCCUUCCUUCAGGGGGACGCUGGAGAGCUACAGCGUGGAGGCGAACCGAGUGGUGAGCAUCUUGCUGGCGGUGAUGGCUGAGAGUUUGGAGGUGGCGGAGGAGGAGCUGAUGGAGGCGUUCGAGGGGAUGCCGCAGGGGAUGAGGAUGAAUUACUACCCGCCGUGCCGGGAAUGCGAUAGGGUGGUGGGGCUGUCGCCACACACCGACGGAGCCAGCUCGUUAACUCUGCUGCUGCAGGCCAACGACGUCAACGGACUGCAGGUCAAGCACGAGGGUUUAUGGGUUCCGGUGGUGCCGCUGCCUGGAGCGUUCAUCGUCAAUGCCGGCGACAUCCUCGAGGUACUGACCAAUGGAAAAUACAAGAGCGGCGAGCAUAGAGCCAUGAUAAAUCCCAACAAAGAGAGACUCUCAAUUGCUACAUUCCAUCUUGCAAAAGAUGAUGGACGGAUCGGACCGCUUCCAGGGAUACUGAAAGGCGACAAAGAAAAUUUCGUUACCUGGAGCUACAAAGAGUAUCAAAAGGCAUUCUUGACUACUAAAUUGGAUGGAGCAAAUAUUUUGGAAAAGAUGAAGAUAAAUUAAAUCAUACGGAGGAGGAGAAAUUAUGAAGAUAAAAUAAGAUAUAAUG
Molecule: messenger RNA, 1381 nt
Organism: Zingiber officinale
Lineage: Eukaryota; Viridiplantae; Streptophyta; Magnoliopsida; Zingiberales; Zingiberaceae
Product: 2-oxoglutarate-dependent dioxygenase 11-like
Exons: 5
Coding region: 1-1335 (444 amino acids)
Source: RefSeq, a predicted model, not a curated record